GUCAGUCAAGUUCUUCGUUGCAAACAUCGAUAGCAGAAUGCAGAAAAUUUUCAUCAUUUUGGCCAUCUUUGGCCUAGGCUUUGCCAGUGCCAAUCUCCGUACGGAGAUGGAUGAGCUGAUCGAGUUCUUAAAGAUGGAAGAAGUUCGCGAGAUCUACAACUGGUGGAUCGUUCAUGACGCCCAGGUGGGAGAGAUUUACGCCUUCCUGCAGACUGACGAAGCCAAUGAAGCUUGGGUUGUGAUAACGACCAGCAAUCCCGACAUGCAGGAGAUCAGUGCCUGGGCCUUGGAGCGAGGUGUCGAUCUGAAGGAUUACCUAAACCGAAUUGCUACCGUCUUGGGACUGUCUCCGAUUGGUACCCGUGCCUUGAGGAACACUGCCGCUCGUAGCUGGGCCAGCAUGAUGGAGGAAAUCCGCGCCGUACAGGAUCUGGAUGGAGCUAAGGCUCGCGCUGCGGAGUUCAUUGAUGAUCCAACCAGCGAGUUUGGAGAGCUGCACCGCAUGAUCGCUGCCCAGCACGAGUCAAUCCAUGGAACCUUUGAAGAUCCGGCCGUUCGUCGUGUAUCGUCACAGCUGCGUGCUUUCGGUGUGGAUAUUGACGGAUUCAUCGAACGUCUCUACGAUUUUUUCGGAUGGGAUCACAGCGACCACCACUAAAUGAUGAGAUAUGAUGAAUAAAUCUGAUACUUUUUUGCAAUAA
This is a messenger RNA of Ochlerotatus camptorhynchus, 701 nucleotides long. RefSeq names its product protein G12-like. Lineage: Eukaryota; Metazoa; Arthropoda; Insecta; Diptera; Culicidae. The coding region runs from base 38 to 658 and encodes 206 amino acids. The transcript is spliced from 2 exons. The record is from RefSeq and is a predicted model, not a curated record.